Molecule: messenger RNA, 4086 nt
Organism: Rhinichthys klamathensis goyatoka
Lineage: Eukaryota; Metazoa; Chordata; Actinopteri; Cypriniformes; Leuciscidae
Exons: 39
Coding region: 22-4086 (1354 amino acids)
Source: RefSeq, a predicted model, not a curated record
AUCAGGGGUGUCGGUGUGAAAAUGGCAAACUUUCAGCUUUCUGUGCUGUUUGCUUUAGGAUUCGUCACACUGAUAAAUGGAGAGUGUGUGGUGGACUUUCAAGAUGGCACAGUUUCUAAUACUGGUUCAUGCGCUUCAUUCUCAAAUUUAACACUCAACAACAUCCUCACCUGUUCAGGGAUAGGCCCACUUUCAGACGUAUCGCAGGGGAAUCUCAAAAAUCUCAAAGCAUUUGCUGACUCUACCUUUGAUUUGUACACAUUGCUGAGAUCUAGACUUGACGUUAGUCUUGUGGUGAGCUCCAUCAAUAAUGCCAGGUCCAAUGAGACAAUAGUGGGAGCACUGAGUGAUGUGGGGUUUGCAAGGCUCUGGUUCCAAGUGAAGCUCAGUCCAUACCUGUCAUCUCUGUCCAGAGAGACUCUGUCCUGCCUGAGUCAAAGCAGCCUAACCUGCCAGAGCUUCCAUGCACUGGUACAGGAUCUAAGCUUGCAAAUCGGUACUGAAAGACAAAGGAUGGUGUAUCAGAACUUCAUAAAACCUUUUCUGGCAAGAAAUACAUCUGACGCUGGAUGUGUGAAAAGUGCAAACGGCACCAGUGAAUGGUUUAUGCAGAACUUCCAAACAUUCUCUGCUAGCGCAAGCCUGGCAGAUUUCACAGCUCUGAAAACGGACUUUAAUGGGCUGGAUGUCCUAGAUAAACUCAGUCCAGAGCAGAAAGCUGAGCUGAUCUUUCAGUUGAUGGCAACUGCUAGUCUAAAUAUUGAUGCCAUCAAUAAGAUCUUCCAGAGUUUCCUACAGCCGCUCACGAACAUAACACUUAACAUUACCAGUGCCACUUCAGUUGGAUUGAUCAAGAACCUCACAGACUUCCAGGUAUAUUUGAGACCACUGGGAAGAUUCAUCAGAUCAUGUGUGACCAUUGCUCAGAAAACAGAUAUAAACAGUAUCAGAAAUGCAACAAAUCUUCUGGUGAACUGGACCCUGAGCUUUGACACCAACCAAACCCCAAUAAGUACUUUUAACAUCAGCAACGUCAGUGAAUGGUUCCAGAUUGUGGUUAUUCCUGUGAUGAAGAAAUAUCUGCAAACUAACCAGACUUUACCUAACGAUCUCGCAACAAUAUCCAACUUUGUUUUUGCUCCAGAACCUCAAACUGCAGAUCCUAUCGACAUUUGUAAAGUCACCAGCAAUAAUAGUUCCUGUCUUAUAUCGCAGACUGGAGAGAGUCUGGCGAAAGCGAUUAAUUGUGUUGCUCAAUCAAAUUUGAACUUCACUGAGGAAAACCUGCGACUUCUGAUCACUGAACUCUCCAGCCCACUGCAGACACAGAUGGAGCAAUCCGUAAAAAACUCAUCUCAGAGCAACCUCACAGCCUUGUUUGCAGAACUUCCAGCUGAAAGCUUCACAUCUGGAAAUCUUGUUGAUGUGGAGUUCAUGAGAUUCUGGUUCCAAAUCAAGAUGAAGCCUCUGCUGCCCAAAAUGUCAAGAGAAUUCCUGUCUUGCCUCGCCACCCGUAGCUUCAGCUGUCAGGCCUACAAUGCGCUUUUGGUGGAGCUAAAUAAUAAUUCUGGACUGAUGAACAAUGCAACACAGAGAUGGGUCCUCAGCGACUUCAUUGUUCCUUUCCUGUCACAACGUCAAAACACAAGUGUCGAUUGCACGUUGCCAUUUAACAACAGUUUGGACUUCAUCCUGCAAAACUUUGGCAGUUUCUUUCAGUUUGCACAGCUUCAAGUUAUUUCAAAAUUGAGCCGCAAUUUUUCAGCUGUGGAAGUGCUUCCUGUUCUCACACCGGUGCAACUGGAUGAACUGGUGUUUAGUCCUCCUCCUGCUUCACCAGCAGACCGAACGAACAUCCUCACAAGAGUCUUUGCCUUCCUUCUUCAAGCCCCUAACAGAGACAAACUAAACAACUUCAUCCCCUCUCUUCAGGCUCAGGCCAGAAAGGCAAACUUCAGUUGUGAAAACUACAAAAUCUUCUUUGACCAGAUGGAUCAGACAUUAUCAUCAGUCCCUUCUAACCAGUCUGAAGCCCUGCUGACGAUCAGAGACUCAGUGAUGAUGAUUCCUCCCGAUGAGUGCAUUGAGAGAGCGAGUCAAUGCACAACAACUCCUGUAAAUGAGUCUUCCCUCUGUGCAAGUGUCAACAGCUCUGCUUUGGAUCAGUUCUUGAAAGUAGCGGCUCCAAAUGCAACAGGCCCACUGAAUCUUUGCAACUUCACUGUGUUGCAGUUUGCCUGUCUACCAACGUUGUCACAGUUGAACUCUCAACAAGUGGCCGACGUGUUGGCUUGCAAACAGCCCAGCAAUGUGGGAAAAGAGACCUGGAAGCUUUUCUUCACCAAAACCAGCACAAACCUUGAUGAUGCACUGCUAAAAUUUUCCAACAUGACUCCGAGUCCCAGCAAUGUGUCUUUGUCUGAUGUUCUGGAUGUGCUUGUUGAAGUCCGGGUCGAUCGCUUUAGUCCUCAGAGACUGAGAGAUCCUGUCUUCAUUCGCUCAUGGUUUCAGGGGCGACUAAAGCCCUUCUUACCAUCAGUAUCUCAAAGAGUCCUGUCCUGUCUCAGCAACAAAAACCUCACCUGUGAAAGUUACCGCACAAUUUUGGUGGAGCUAAAUAAUAAUUCUGGACUGAUGAACAAUGCAACACAGAGAUGGGUCCUCAGCGACUUCAUUGUUCCUUUCCUGUCACAACGUCAAAACACAAGUGUCGAUUGCACGUUGCCAUUUAACAACAGUUUGGACUUCAUCCUGCAAAACUUUGGCAGUUUCUUUCAGUUUGCACAGCUUCAAGUUAUUUCAAAAUUGAGCCGCAAUUUUUCAGCUGUGGAAGUGCUUCCUGUUCUCACACCGGUGCAACUGGAUGAACUGGUGUUUAGUCCUCCUCCUGCUUCACCAGCAGACCGAACGAACAUCCUCACAAGAGUCUUUGCCUUCCUUCUUCAAGCCCCUAAUAGAGACAAACUAAACAACUUCAUCCCCUCUCUUCAGGCUCAGGCCAGAAAGGCAAACUUCAGUUGUGAAAACUACAAAAUCUUCUUUGACCAGAUGGAUCAAACAUUAUCAUCAGUCCCUUCUAACCAGUCUGAAGCCCUGCUGACGAUCAGAGACUCAGUGAUGAUGAUUCCUCCCGAUGAGUGCAUUGAGAGAGCGAGUCAAUGCACAACAACUCCUGUAAAUGAGUCUUCCCUCUGUGCAAGUGUCAACAGCUCUGCUUUGGAUCAGUUCUUGAAAGUAGCGGCUCCAAAUGCAACAGGCCCACUGAAUCUUUGCAACUUCACUGUGUUGCAGUUUGCCUGUCUACCAACGUUGUCACAGUUGAACUCUCAACAAGUGGCCGACGUGUUGGCUUGCAAACAGCCCAGCAAGGUGGGAAAAGAGACCUGGAAGCUUUUCUUCACCAAAACCAGCACAAACCUUGAUGAUGCACUGCUAAAAUUUUCCAACAUGACUCCGAGUCCCAGCAAUGUGUCUUUGUCUGAUGUUCUGGAUGUGCUUGUUGAAGUCCGGGUCGAUCGCUUUAGUCCUCAGAGACUGAGAGAUCCUGUCUUCGUUCGCUCAUGGUUUCAGGGGCGACUAAAGCCCUUCUUACCAUCAGUAUCUCAAAGAGUCCUGUCCUGUCUCAGCAACAAAAACCUCACCUGUGAAAGUUACCGCACAAUUUUUGUGGAGCUAAAUAAUAAUUCUGGACUGAUGAACAAUGCAACACAGAGAUGGGUCCUCAGCGACUUCAUUGUUCCUUUCCUGUCACAACGUCAAAACACAAGUGUCGAUUGCACGUUGCCAUUUAACAACAGUUUGGACUUCAUCCUGCAAAACUUUGGCAGUUUCUUUCAGUUUGCACAGCUUCAAGUUAUUUCAAAAUUGAGCCGCAAUUUUUCAGCUGUGGAAGUGCUUCCUGUUCUCACACCGGUGCAACUGGAUGAACUGGUGUUUAGUCCUCCUCCUGCUUCACCAGCAGACCGAACGAACAUCCUCACAAGAGUCUUUGCCUUCCUUCUUCAAGCCCCUAAUAGAGACAAACUAAACAACUUCAUCCCCUCUCUUCAGGCUCAGGCCAGAAAGGUGCAUAAUGCCACAAUUUAG